UUUUUCGAUAUAACAAACGUUAAUUUUUGUUCAUCCGUGAAAACACGUUGUUGCAGACAAACAUUGAAGAUAACGGUGUAAACAACAACCUCCGAGAUUCGACAAUACUUCGUGUAUCCUAGAUUUCAUUUCACGGAUACUAAGGAAUUCUCAAAAAGUUUUGUUGGUUCUUUUUGCUGCCACUUGAAGAGUAGAUUUUGAUGGUUAGAGUGGUGAGUUGAAGGGGUUUGAUUUAAUUGGCAAUAUAUAUGUAUAGUUAAUCAGUGAUUGUGGUUUUGUUAUUGUGAGGACGAUUGAAGGUUUUUUACUGAUUCAUGGAAAGUUCUUCUCUUGGUUGUUUGGUGUUGAUAAUUGAAAGAAAGAGGGUAACUUGUAGUCUAGAGUUUGGUUGGUGCAGUGUUGUUAUAUAGCGGCUUUAUAGGAGCAAUAGCAUAGCGGAAUUUCAACAAACUGCUAUUGUUCCGUGAUAUGUGUUAGUACAAAGUGUUGUCAAUUACCGGCUAUAGCAGCGCUGUAACACUGUAUUAUUAGGGGAAUUUGAACAAACUUCUAUUUUCCUCGAUCCACGAUUGACAACAGAGAGUUAGUGGAUGUGAGAGUGACGGUAAAAAUGGAUUUGUGGGUUGCAGCUGCUUUUACUGGAGCUGGUUAUUUAGCUAAAUAUUGGAAAAAGAGUUUGGAAAAUGGUGAUACCUCUUAUCAUUUGUCUUCAGAGGAUUCAAAUUUUGAGAAAGCUGAGUCCUUUAGCAGUCCCUUAACCUCCCUCAAACAACGCCGGAGACGUGAAAGGGGAAAAGAUGUUUUUUUAGAUAGAAGGGGUUCGGAUGAGAUGUUCUCAGACGUGAGUUCCUUUGAUGGUCCUUCAACAGGAGAUGUGGCUUCUUAUAGAGGGUUCAAUUGUGAAAAAAUAAGACAUUUUCAGAAUUAUAAUGAGAGUGAUUUUCUAUCGAUAUCAAACUUAGCAGUGCCAUUAUCACCAUAUGAUGAUAACUUUAAGGAUGGUGAAGAUGGAAAUGAGCAAAAUACGAGUAGUUUUGGCAAUCAUGGGUUCUUUCGUCCUGAGUUUUCUGCCAAAGGGAUUCCUAUCCACAACUCUUUCGGACACAAAACCUUUCUCUCGACGAAACGUUUUCCCGAGCAUGUUAGUAGACCAUUAAAUUCCUUAGAAAGUUGUUUCAUGGCUCAGCUAUAUAAAGAGCAUGCCAAAAUGGAAGAAUAUGUCUUUAGUCCUCUUUCAUCACCAUCUACGACCACAAGGUUAUUUCGGGUUAGCAAUGGUAGCCGAAUACUCAAUAGAGAAAGUGAUAUUUUGAUCAGUGCAUUGACUGGACGUAAUAAAGCUGGUCGAGAAAAAGACAAAAAUGUAGUUGGAGGGAUUCCUUGCUUGCCCAAAAUUGGAUCUUUAAACGAUACCAAGAAGAUGAAACUUGAUGCAGUUGAUGGACGAAGUCGAAGGUCAAGCUUUUCUGAUGACUUGUUUAGUGGAAAACUCACACAAUAUGAUCCGACAUUUCUCUUCAGUCUUGGGAUUUCCCUUGGGAUAAUAACUUCCAACAUGACAAAUAAAAGAGAAAUAGUCAAGAUAAGGGAACUGUUGAAGCAGAAUGAGAACUUGGUUCAAGAUCUACAAGACGAACUUGAUAUGAAAGAUUCAAUGACUGUGAAGGAGUUACAAAAUGAAAAUUAUGGUUCACAAGAUACAUGCGAUCAUUCUUUCAAUGGCAAGGAGCUGCAUGAAUUUUCCCCUGAAAAGCAUAUUGAUAGCUCUCCCAGAGUAGAACGCAAAGAAUCAUAUGAUAAAAAGGAAGAACAGAGUUCAGAGUCUAUGAGUAAAAUUGAAGCUGAGCUUGAAGCCGAACUUGAGAGAUUAGGGUUGGACAUGAAUGCAUCAAGCCUGGAUAGGAAAUUAUCCGAGCUUGUUGAGAUUGACCCGGAGUUCGUAGCAGAUUUUGCACAAGGUGAGUUUCGAGCUGACACGGUCAAUGGAGCAGAUGCCAAUGUCACCACACCUCUUCCUGCUAACUAUGCAGUUUCACCGCAUGAACUGAGUUUACGUUUGCACGAAGUCAUACAAAACCAACUCGAAACACGAGUGAAAGAGCUUGAGAUAGCCCUUGAAAAUAGCCAGAUGAAAGUGAGGUCUUUGGAAACUGAACAGGAUGUUAGUUUCCAAAAGGAAUCUUCUCCCACCAGAGGAAACUUAUUGAUGACUCAUGAAGAUUGCGACACUAUGUCCCAGCCCUUAAUUCUCAAUCUAUCAGGUGAAGCUCUUGAAGCAUACAAUGAAACCUAUGAAGAAUUAAUAAAGAUGAAUGAUUCCGAAGACAAUUCACCGUCAGCCAUCAUUCAUGAUGGUGACGACAAAGAAGGUCCGCUUUCACAUGAUUGGAAUGCAACAGUUUUUGAAUACGAUUUCGCGACAAUGUUGGAAGGGCAAAGCUCUAGUGAAUUGAAUGUCAGUGGAGAUGAAAGUUGUGAUUGUGAUAACGAGGAGGUGGAGAGGCUAUUGAUAAGGCAAAUUGUUGAAAGGACAAAGAAAGGUUCUCCUCUUUUUCAAAAUGCAAAAAAGAUAUUGUAUUCUAUGGAUGAAGAUGAACAACAACAUUGAUAUCAUCUAGUUUUUAGGAAUGUAGGAAUAGAAAAUUAGUAAUACUUAUUAAAUACAGAUACCUUUGUUCUAGCCUUGUUUCAAAAUUUAAUCAUGCUUGCAAGGUUAUCUUGUCUUGAUUAUAGUAACUUCUUUUCUACUGA
Molecule: messenger RNA, 2751 nt
Organism: Medicago truncatula (barrel medic)
Lineage: Eukaryota; Viridiplantae; Streptophyta; Magnoliopsida; Fabales; Fabaceae
Exons: 4
Coding region: 611-2608 (665 amino acids)
Biological process (GO): asymmetric cell division
Source: RefSeq, a predicted model, not a curated record